Messenger RNA from Diversispora eburnea, 1572 nucleotides. The record is from the annotation of a GenBank genome assembly. NCBI's taxonomy places the organism in Eukaryota, Fungi, Glomeromycota, Glomeromycetes, Diversisporales, Diversisporaceae.
AUGGUUCUGGCUGAUGUCAUUGCUCGUUAUAAAAAAAGUCAAGGCUAUCAAGUUUAUUUCCAAACCGGUAGCGACGAGCAUGGAGAGAAAAUUGAAAAAAAAGCUAAUUCGUUAGGAAUUUCUCCUCAGAAAUUAGUCGAUAAAAAUAUUCUCUUGUUUAAGCAACUCUGGAAAGAAUUAGGCAUUUCUGAACACAUUUUUUAUCGCACCUCUUCUCUUGCCCACAAAGAAAAAGUUCAAAAAGUUUUCAUAGAAUUAUUAAACAAGGGUGACAUUUAUUUAGGUGAAUAUCAAGGCAAAUAUUGUGUUGCUUGUGAGGAUUAUGUGAGUGAGGGCAAAACUUCUGGUGAUAACCUUUGUCCGGCUCCUAAUUGCCAGUCUGAAUUACGAAAGAUUAACGAACCGGCUUAUUUUUUGAGAGUUAGCAAAUAUUAUCAUGAAUUAAUAAAACACUAUUCGCAAAAUCCUGAUUUCCUUUUACCCCUUAGCAUCAAAAAAGAAUUAUUUGAAAAUUUUCUAAAAAAUGAUAUUCGCAAUUUAUGGGAAAAAUUUUUCCUUCCUGAACUUUCUGAGAAAAAGAAAAUUGACAACGCAAAAGAAGUUGCUUGCGUAGCUAUUCAAAACAAAAAUAAUGAUUUUCUUUUGAUUUAUAAUAAGAAAUUUAACAACUGGCAAUUCCCAGGUGGCAAAGUAGAACCAGACGAAAGUUUAGAAGAAGCGGCCAAAAGGGAAAUUUUUGAGGAAACUAACUUAGUAAUUAAUAAUUUAGAGAAAUUUGGUUCAAAAGAUUUAAAAACUCCCUUGACCGAAGUGGAUGUUAAUGGUCUUUCUAAUUUAAACGAAAUUGUUUUAGUUGAAAAUCAAAUAAAAUCCUUAAAUGUUGCUGGUUGCUCUAAACUUAAAACGCUUAACCUCCAUGCUAAUUUACUUACCUCUACUGACUUUUUAAAACAAUUGCCUAAUCCAGAUAAAUUAGAACGAUUAAAUCUCUCCCGAAACAAUUUUCAAUCAACCACCCUAGAUGUAUUUAGUCGAUUCAUUAACUUAAAAUUUUUGGAACUUGGAACGAAAAAAGAAAAAAUCGAAGAAGGUGUUUAUAAUCGUUUUUAUGGCUCUUUAAAACCCUUAAAAAAUCUAACCAAAUUAACUUUUAUUCUUUGUAUUGCGGGAACUGAUGUUGAUAGUGGCUUGGAAUAUUUAUCUGGUUUUGAUGAAAAACGCAACCAUGGAUUAAUGUUGCUUGAUUGUCAGCCACUUGUUCCCAAAGCCAAAGAAGAACUUCAUGAAAAAAGGGCGAUCGGUGAGGUCGGAGACAAAAUUGUUCGGCUAGAAAGCAAAUUAAAACUUUUACAAGAAGCCUAUCAGAAAUUCCAGCAAGGAAAGUGGGAGGACUUACCCGAUGAACCACUUCCAAACGGCCAAAAUAGGGAAAAUCCUCCUCCAAAUGAUCCGUCAAAACCAAAGCCAGAAAAUAAUCCUGCUGGGAAAAAGGAAAGCAAUAAGGGUUUGGGUAAGACAACCGUUGCAGCUAUAGCAAUUAGUGUAAUUGUGGAAAUGGGAAUUAUUGGAUAU